Messenger RNA from Cebus imitator (Panamanian white-faced capuchin), 790 nucleotides. It is a transcript of the gene CENPA, whose product is annotated as centromere protein A. The coding region runs from base 142 to 558 and encodes 138 amino acids. The transcript has 4 exons. Gene Ontology annotation, molecular function: structural constituent of chromatin; DNA binding; protein heterodimerization activity. Gene Ontology annotation, cellular component: nucleosome. NCBI's taxonomy places the organism in Eukaryota, Metazoa, Chordata, Mammalia, Primates, Cebidae. The record is from RefSeq and is a predicted model, not a curated record.
GCGGAACGCGGCUAAGCACCGGCUUCUCUGAGGCUCGCGGCCCAGGGCUCUCCGGGCCUACUCAGACGCCAGCCUUUUGCCCCUGGACCCGGCAGCCCAAGCAGGAGCCGUGGAGCUGGGCGCCAGCACUCUCGGCGCGCCAUGGGCCCGCGCCGCCGGAGCCGCAAGCCCGAGACCCCGAGGAGGCGCAGAGCGAGCCCGACCCCCAGCCCCACCCGACGGGGCCCCUCCUUAGGCGCUUCCUCACGUCCACGUGGUUAUCGAAGGCAAGGUUGGCUAAAGGAGAUCCGAAAGCUUCAGAAGAGCACACACCUCUUGUUAAGGAAGUACCCCUUCAGCCGCCUGGCAAGAGAAAUAUGUGUUAAAUUCACUCGUGGUGUGGACUUCAAUUGGCAAGCCCAGGCCCUAUUGGCCCUACAAGAGGCGGCAGAAGCAUUUCUAGUUCAUCUCUUUGAGGAUGCCUAUCUCCUUACCUUACAUGCUGGCCGAGUUACUCUCUUCCCAAAGGAUGUGCAACUGGCCCGGAGGAUCCGGGGCAUUGAGGAGGGACUCGGCUGAGCUCCUGUGCCCAGUGUUUCUGUCAGUCUUUCCUGUUCAGCCAGGGGGUAAGUGCAGCGGCUUUCUCAUGACUGGGGCUGGAAUUUCUCAAGGAAUUUCCUUUCUCCAUCCCUAGUUCCUCACCACUUUACCUUCCCUUGUUCUCAAGUAUAAAGGUUUGAUCUAGUUUUGACUGCCUGGGACUAUGUGGCUUGUGCCCUUUUGUACAAUGUUAGAUAAAGCAAUCUUUCUA